This is a messenger RNA of Aspergillus puulaauensis, 1293 nucleotides long. RefSeq lists its product as uncharacterized. Gene Ontology annotation, biological process: transmembrane transport. The record is from RefSeq and is a predicted model, not a curated record. The transcript is spliced from 2 exons. Gene Ontology annotation, molecular function: transmembrane transporter activity. The coding region runs from base 1 to 1293 and encodes 430 amino acids. NCBI's taxonomy places the organism in Eukaryota, Fungi, Ascomycota, Eurotiomycetes, Eurotiales, Aspergillaceae. Gene Ontology annotation, cellular component: fungal-type vacuole membrane.
AUGUCUUCACAGGAUAUUGAGGCCAAGGAGGCGAACCCAACCGCCGUGCGCGAGCCAGAGGAUAUUCCCACUGCUCCUGCAAAGCCCAACCCAGCUGGCGAGAUUCCCAACGGCGGACUGACUGCCUGGCUACAGGUUCUGGGCUCAUUUAUUCUCUUUCUCAACAGCUGGGGCGUGGUCAACACCUUUGGUGCCUUUCAGAAUUACUACAAGGCCAACCUGUUGAGCGAUGUGUCCAACUCGGACAUCUCAUGGGUCGGUUCGCUGCAGGCGUGCCUGCUGCUCAUCAUUGGUGUCGCGACGGGGCCUCUGUUUGAUGCCGGCUACUUCUACGCCCUCCUGACAACCGGGUCGUUUCUUGUCACCUUCGGCAUGUUUAUGACCAGCCUAUGUACAGAGUAUUGGCAGGUGAUGCUUGCCCAGGGUGUCUGCGUCGGCUUAGGCAGCGGGUGCCUGUUCAUUCCCAGCGUGGCCAUCGUGUCAACCUACUUUACAACGAAAAAGUCCUUCGCCACGGGAAUUGCUGCGUCUGGGAGCAGUCUGGGCGGCAUUAUCUACCCUAUCGUCUUUGUCCGCCUCGAGCCUCGCAUUGGCUUCGGAUGGGCAACCCGGGUCAUCGCCUUUCUCAUGCUGGGAAUGUUUCUCGUCUGCAUCGCAGUCAUGCGCGUGCGAGCCCUCCCGCCGCAGAAGCGCCGUCUGUUUGAGCUGCAGGCUUUCCGCGAGGUCCCCUUCACCAUGUUCAGCAUCGGCGAGUUCUUUGGCUUCAUGGGCCUCUAUAUCCCCUUCUUCUACAUCGAGUCCUACGCCACGAGUAAGGCGGGCACGUCCGCAGCCCUUGCCUUUUACAUGCUCCCUAUCAUGAACGCCGGCUCUGCGUUCGGCCGAAUCAUCCCCAACUUCCUGGCUGACAAGACUGGGCCUCUGAACAUGCUCCUUCCUUGCUCCUUCAUCUCCGCGCUGCUCGCCUACUGCUGGAUAGCGGUUGACAGCACCGCGGGCGUUAUCGUCUUUUCUGUGUUAUACGGUUUCUUUUCUGGCACCUUCGUUUCCCUGCCCCCGACCACCGUUGUCAGUCUAUCGCCCAGUUUGAACGUCGUCGGAACUCGAAUGGGAAUGAACUUUUGCUUUGCUGGUCUCGGUCUACUGGUCGGAACGCCCGUCGCUGGUGCGAUUCUGCAGUCCGGCAGCUGGCUGGGAAUGCAGCUUUUCUGUGCGUCGUCCGUUGUGGUGGCUGGGGCUCUCAUCGUCGUGGCGAGGAUAUCAAAGAAUUCUACCAUUCUAGCAAAGGCUUGA